CCAAAAGCCAGCAGCAGCAGCAGCGGGGUGAGAGUGACCGAGUGAACGAUGGAGGAAUGACGAGGGGACGCCGUCGCAGAGGACAAGAGGGGACUGAAAUGCGCGGAGGGGACACAUCUGUUGUGACUCAAAGGGGAGACGCGACAUCUUCCGGAUAGCGGCAAAAAAUAAUAAUAUAUAUCUAUUUUUAAAACUCCUGAGAGAGGAAUGGUUCGCGUGUCGGAAUUACCGCGAUGGACAAGCGUGUCGAUUUGGGGUUUAUUUAGAUUCUUCUUCCCUUUACUGCCAUUCCGCCAGUCGAGGUGGGCUGAACGGCUGCUUCAACGUAGUUGCGUCGCAAGUCAAAACCAAUAAAACAAAAAAACAAAAACGGCUUUAAAAAAAAAAUGUUGCCCUGUUUUCUCUGUUCGUUUAUUUGUUUUGGGGGGUAAAGGAGGACGUUUCAUUUCUUUUUUUUUGAUCCAAGAGGAGAGACCACCCCCCCCCCCCCCCUUACAUAAAUGUUUGCGUGCCGUUAGUGCUCUCGGUGGACCACCCCUCUCCCGCUGAAUAGGCUGCGGAGUCUCACGCGCGCAGACGGACCUGGACAUCGUCUCCUGCGCACUCAAAUGCACGCACCGUCGUACAAGCAGACCUCACCCCCCCUCACCCGCCCAACCCUCUCACCCUCCACUAUCUGAUGACUCCCCGGCGCAGAGGUGGACGUGGUACGGAACCGACUGUAGCAGCAGCAGCAUCAUCAUCAUCAUCAUCAUCCUCCUUAUCCUCGACUCUGCCACUGUCAUCACCACCCUCCUCUUCCUCACCACCAUGUCCUCGUCGCGCAAGAUCUCGUCCGAGUCCUUCAGCAGCUCGGUGGGGUCGGACUGCGGGCUCGAAAGCCCCGGUGGAGACGCAGGGGACGGCGGGCUCGACCCGGCGGAGGAGCCCCGGGGCUGCCCCUUCUCCUCCCUGCACUCGUCCCGCCGAGCGGUGCUCUGGAACGGCCGCGGCCCGUGCCCGGCGGGCGAGGAGCAGAAGCAGGGACCCGGAGGUCCCCACAAGAGGGUCACCAGGAGGAGACGGGUGAACCUGGACUCGCUGGGCGAGAGCCUGAGGAGACUGACCUCACCCACGACGCAGACUGUGCAGGAGGCUCUGCAGCGAACUCUACAUUUCUACAGACAACAAGAGCUCAGGUGUCAGGAUGUUGCCGGUGAGGAGAGGCAGCGAGAGAGGCGAGAAGAGAAGUGCCCCUUUCUAGAAAACUCUGGUUCAGAAGAAGAUGUUCUACAAAUCCUCCAGUACAUGGCCACCAUACUGGGCGUUCCCUUCUGCGAGCUGCGAGAACAUUUCGGAGAAGAGUUCUUUGGCCUCUGCUUUGAAGAAAACGAACGCGUGCUCCGGGCUGUCGGGGGCAACCUCCAGGACUUCUUCAAUGGCUUCGACGCCAUUUUGGAACACAUUCGCACCUCCACGGGGCGCCGCGCCUCAUCCGAGAGCCCCUCCUUCCAGUGCAAGGAUCCCUACGAGGAGGACAAAGGGAGAAGAACAUGGGGAGAAAGCGAUGGAAGAGGAAACAUUUUGCUCCUGCACUGUUUCAACCCGGCCUCCGUCGUCGGCUUGGUCAUGCCGGGGUUCAUCAGAGCCGUGGCCCGGCGGAUCUUCCAUUCGGAGGUUGAGGUGGAAGAGGUGCCCCCUCUGACUCCCCUGUUGCCAAAUGAAGACGCGGAACACGCCGACGGAGGCCCCGCCGCGGACGCCGCGCCCUCCCCCGCCGCCACGCCCUCCCCGUCCCCGUCCCUGUCCCCUCCCUCUCCUUUUCCGACUUCUGUUCCCACCGUGUGCUUGUCCUUCCAAAUCCAGGAGACGAGCCCCCCUUGUCUCCCGCCCGUCCCAAAUGCUGCCUCCUCAGUGAGCACCAACCGCCCCCCGCUUUCACUCUCCACCAACCCCAGUGAUCUGUGCAUUGGCCUGGCCACGUUCUGCCGGGCCUUUCCGUUUCACCUGGUGCUGGGGCCUCGCAUGGAGCUGCUGCAGCUGGGGGAAGGGUUGAGGAAACAGGCUCGCAUUGAGCCUCACCGGACCCUCUUGUUCAGGGACUUUUUUGAGAUCGUCUCGCCCAAGAUGGAGCCUUCGUUCAAGGGCAUCCUGCUGAGGCUCGCAUCCCCGUUUACCAUCCGCACCAGGCCUGAUACCACACAGUCCGGCACCAACGAGAAGGUCAUGGAGUUGAAGGGUCAGAUGAUCCACGUGCCCGAGUCCUCCUCCCUGAUGUUUCUGGGUUCUCCGCGUGUUGAUAAACUGGAGGAGCUCAUGGGCAGGGGCCUCUACCUGUCAGACAUCCCCAUCCACGAUGCCACACGGGACGUCAUCCUGGUGGGGGAGCAGGCCAAGGCCCAGGACGGCCUGAAGAAGAGGAUGGACAAACUUAAGGCCACGUUAGAGCGGACUCACCAGGCACUGGAGGAGGAAAAGAGGAGAACCGUGGAUCUCCUCUAUUCCAUAUUUCCAGGCGAUGUGGCACAGAAACUCUGGCAGGGUGAGCCAGUGCCCGCUCGCAAAUUUGAUGAUGUGACCAUGCUGUUCUCAGACAUCGUGGGUUUUACUGCUGUGUGUGCCCAGUGUACACCUAUGCAGGUCAUCUCCAUGCUGAACGAGCUUUACACACGCUUUGACUACCAGUGUGGCAUUCUGGAUGUUUAUAAGAUCGAAACAAUAGGCGAUGCUUACUGCGUGGCAGGAGGACUUCACAAGAAGGUUGAUAGUCAUGCAAAGCCAAUUGCACACAUGGCUCUGAAGAUGAUGGAACUUUCUGAGGAAGUGUUGACACCUGAUGGGAAACCUAUCAAGCUACGGAUAGGUAUCCACACCGGUUCGGUCCUGGCCGGCGUGGUCGGGGUUAAAAUGCCACGCUAUUGCCUGUUUGGGAACAACGUGACGCUGGCCAGUAAGUUUGAAUCGGGGAGCCAUCCCAGGUGCAUCAACGUCAGUCCCACAACUCACCAGUUGCUGAAAGAUGACCGUUCUUUCUCCUUCGUCCCUCGCUCACGGCUGGAGCUCCCGGAUAAUUUUCCCAAAGAGAUCCAAGGGACGUGUUAUUUCCUGGAGGCGGGGACAUCUCACAGCCACGCCUCGUUGACCAGCUCUCGCUCCGCUCCCCCGGCCUCUAUGAGGAAAGUCUCCUACAGCAUUGGGACCAUGUUUCUAAGAGAAACCAGUUUGUAGGUCCCCUACGCAGACUAGCAUACGCAGUUGUUCAUUGUGUGAGAGGCCCGGAGGUGGACCUGUGCAGCAUGCAGGGUAUGGAUCACAUGGAUCUUGGGAUAUGCAAUGCAUUAUUUUGAAACUUGGAUUCAGACCUCUGAGAUGGCCCACAUAACUGAAAUUGCUGUAAAAUGCUCUCAUUAUCGGUGAAAAAAAAAAACACACCAUGCCCUCAUUUUCUCUGAGCGAAGGAGAUGUGGUUGAGGAAGACUUGAGGAUCAGCAACCGUGCGAGUCCCCUAAGGAGGGGUACUGAUUGGGUCAAUUAGCAGAGAAACCUUAAUAUAUGACAUGGUGAACGAGCUGGAUACCUUGGCGCCGUACUUGGUUUCCAGUCCUCUCCACUGGUCCUCUUUCACAAACACUACCCUGACACUUGUCUGCAGACGACAACGCUAGAAUAAAAUCCCUCUAUCUACGUCAUCACGGCAACCGAAAAGUGGAAAACUUUCCAUCAACAAGGCGGAUGGAGGGGAAUUAAGAUGUAUGGACUGUCAGAAGACGGCAACCUUGUCCCAUGUGUUUGCUGUGCAUCAUGGCCUCUUUGCAGGAGAAACACCACUAAGUGAGGACUAUACGCCCCUUCCAACUGUCUGUAAAUCACGUCAUGCUCCGCCAAAAGAACCACACCUCUGGUAUCUGCUGCUCGUUACACGACUAGCUGGUCGCUGUGGGGAGGUCGGGAUGAGAGGCGUAAACAAGGUUUGAAAAAAACAAACAAAGGGGUCUGUCUUACAAAAGACAAAUGCCAAAAACAAUUACCGAGUUGAUCUUGGAACCUUUUUCUGCUUCUGACCCACAGCAAACUAUAACCAACAACGAUCCAGCCAUUUUAUUGCAGGUAAUAUGUUGAGGACUGAAAACUAUUCCCAGCUCAGUGCCUUUUUACUGCUCGAGUCAGGACAAAACACAACGUGGGUUCAUUUUGAAUAUUUGAAAAGCAAAACAAAAGGAGCGCUUAAUUUAUCUCACGCUUCUACUUGUUACAAGACAUCCUUUACAACACUUUAUGAACGCUGGAGGGAAAUUCAUGUGCCAAAGGCCACAUUUGGAGCCGCCUUGUUGCAAGCAACCUUAUCGGAUCAAACCUCCAGGAGUCCCGACUAGAUGCAUCUUUCAUUUUUAACCGGUAGGGUAAAUCAAGCGCUUCUCAAAUAGCUCAAAUAUUUGAAAAUCUAAUAAUCUGUUUGACUGUCCAAUCAACCAAUAAUCAACACAACACAUAGUACUGAUCAUAUCGUGCUAUACUUACACAUUGUCACAGAACGCAUGCUUGACACAGUUCACAUUUGCAUACAUGAACUUUUUUUUAUUGCUUAGUUUUGUACUUUUAAAUUUGAACACUAGCCCCAUGCAAAUGUAACCAACGGAUUCAAAAAUAGGACUUAUUAGUUUGUUGCUACACUGAAUAUGAUUUAAUCAGUGGGAUUCUCAGGCGAAGACUUCUGUGUAGCUCAACAAAUAGGAAAACAUUUUUUGUCUGAGAGAAACAUUAACUUUUUCUUAUUUGAACAAUUACUUCAUUAAACUUUCACUACAUUGCUAUCCUUGUUGUCUAAAUGUGGCAUUAGUGAAAUAGAAAUUAUACAUUUAGUUCAUAUCCAAUGGAAUACCUGGUUGUCACAUGUCCACUGAGAAGAAUUAAUUAGUUAGGUAUUAAUAGUAUUAUUAAAAGAAAUGUUCAAAUAUCAAACCAAGUAAAUAUAAAUUUCAUCAUCAUUAUCUCUUAAUUCAAACUUAUUAUUAACGACAAAAUAAUUCUGAAGUAAUCUAGCUGGUUUAAAUUAAUGGUAGUUCCUGUGCCUGGUGUAAGGAAAAGUGCUUUUCUCAAUUGUACAACAAUAUUACAAUAUGACUUCACACCUGAACAGUUAAUAGCUCCUCUUCAAAAGGGUCAGAUUCGACUUUUGACAAUAGAAAACUAUUUUGAAUCACAAAACUCGAUUAAGAAAGGAAAGAUAAC
Pungitius pungitius (ninespine stickleback) is the source of this 5208-nucleotide messenger RNA. RefSeq names its product guanylate cyclase 1, soluble, alpha 2 (gene gucy1a2). The transcript has 9 exons. NCBI's taxonomy places the organism in Eukaryota, Metazoa, Chordata, Actinopteri, Perciformes, Gasterosteidae. The record is from RefSeq and is a predicted model, not a curated record. Gene Ontology annotation, biological process: response to oxygen levels; cGMP biosynthetic process. Gene Ontology annotation, cellular component: guanylate cyclase complex, soluble. Gene Ontology annotation, molecular function: guanylate cyclase activity; heme binding. The coding region runs from base 811 to 3207 and encodes 798 amino acids.